Exophiala viscosa is the source of this 2031-nucleotide messenger RNA. Its product is annotated as salicylate hydroxylase. The record is from RefSeq and is a predicted model, not a curated record. Bases 399 to 1934 code for a protein of 511 amino acids. The transcript is spliced from 7 exons. NCBI's taxonomy places the organism in Eukaryota, Fungi, Ascomycota, Eurotiomycetes, Chaetothyriales, Herpotrichiellaceae. Gene Ontology annotation, molecular function: monooxygenase activity.
CAUUGCCAGGUUGGCAAUCCUGAUAUGCGUGCAGAUAUCCGCGUGCCAAUGGUGGAUCCCGGUGCCGGCUUCCCGGUUAGCGUCAAAUCGUGUUAUCGAUGCAUCCGGCGCGAGACUUCAACUAGGAAAGUCAGACUGUGUGGUAUAGCGGGGAUGUUUCCGCAUGCUUGCAUCCUCCCAGACAGAUGCCACGAGAUAGGCUUAUCAGCAAGAGUCGGCCUUUGCCAAGAUGUACAGUCGGUGCCAUCGAAUGCAGCGGAGAGAGAUGCUGAUAUCUACCAUGGACAUUCAAGAACCUGAUCUUGACUGGAACAACCCUGCCGCUUGUUAUCUCCAACAUCGACCAGUCUUCCACCUCGUUCAACUAAAGUGCUGAAAGAAGGCCGACAGAUUGCACCAUGGGCUCAUUAGGGUACCAGGUAGAGGACGACCUUGAUGUUGUCAAUGGCCACAAAGAGUUGCCGAAAGACUACAAAGGACUUUCCAACGGCAUCAACGGCAUCCACAUCCGUGGCCAUGUCGAGCCUACUCCUGGCCGUGGUCGUCCCAACCACUUCUACCCCAUCACUGGCGUCUAUCCAGGGGUACUACCCAAGACAACAGGUCAACGGCCGCCACUCAAAAUAGCCAUCAUAGGAGGAGGUCUAGCGGGAGCAGCAGCCGCAGGGACUCUUUCACGUCUACCGGACGUCGACGUCAAGGUGUAUGAAAGGUCGGACAAGGUCAGGGAGGCGGGAGCCUUGAUAGGAGUCAUGGUUUCUGCUAUGCGGUCGCUGUCAAGAAUGUUAUCACCCGCUUCGUGGGAGAGACUGCAAUACCUUCUCUACCGUGGGGACGAUUGUGAAGGCAUCAAUCAUCGUCAUUGGCGGACGGGCGAGAUCCUAACAAAUGCUCUGUCGCCGCACACACCUAGGCACAUGCAAGAGGGUCGCAUCAGUCGAAUUGCUCUGCAUGAUCUGCUCGUGAGAGAUGUCCCCGAUGAUGUGAUAAACUACUCCAGCAGCGUGCUGCGAGUGGAAAAGAACGAACCCAGCGGCAUGAGAAUUGUCUUCGAAGACGGCCGGGUUGAGGAGGCCGAUCUGGUCGUGGCAGCGGAUGGCCUGUACUCUAAAAUCAGGAGGAAGUACCUGCCUGACGGCACGAUCGCCUACAGAGGCCGUGUGUCAUAUCGGCAGAAUGUUCCUAUGGAACUGGUGCAACAUAUCAAAGGUCUGCCAGAUGACACGUCAUCCUGGCGCAGAAAUGGAGAAGUCGUCUUUCUCUCGAAACUAGAACCCGGAGUAUACUCCUUCGUGACCAUGGCUUCUGAGUCGGAAGAAUACGCCAAAACGCUGGAAUGGCGUCACUCAAUGGGCAAAGCGGGUAUUGAUCGACUCUUGGAACAUUUCAAAGACUGGGAUCCGAUUAUUAAUGAGGUCGUAAAAGCCUUGCCAAAUGUCGAAGCCUACCCAUUGCAAUCAUCACCUUGGAUGAGAGACCUUAUUCGUGACGAUGCUGUUGCUUUCGUGGGAGACGCUGCACACCCCACAGCCGGUGCCUACGGUGCUGGCUGCUCUUUCGCCUUCAGCGACGUCAGAGCGCUUUGCCUUUCACUUUGGCGGACUCAUCAGUCCAGCUCAACAAUCUCAGAGGCGAGUACAGCGCCGUACGAUGUGCCGUAUGCGUUACGGUUGUACAAUGAAACACGACGACACUUUCUCGCCCGUGUCGAGGAGCAGAUCAAGUUGGAUAAGCUGGACACUGCCUACGUUGCGGCCGCUGGGUCCGACGAGAAGGAGUGGAUCAGAAGAUAUAGGGAACGUUUUACUAUCAAUUGGUGGAUUCUGGAGCAUGAUGUCGAUGCUAAGUGGCAAGAGGUGGAAGCCAUGGAGCGGCAUAAGGACAGGAGCCAGAAGGCAAUUGUGGAAGCGGCCAAUACCAUCGUCGGGGAUUGAGCUCGGUGUUGUACAGUAUCGUGUAUUUACUGGCAUGGAUUCCGAAUGAUAAAGAGCUUCAAUGAAGGGCCUUCAAGUCAACCUUCGAUUCUAGAUG